GACAUUUUUAGAGAACUUAUGCUCUUGCGUGCCCCUGCGAGGCAUGUGCCUGGCCAUGGGAUAUACGAUGCUGGUACAACCCCUAUUCAAUCUGUUAUGGGUAGCACAUUUCAAUGCACACAUCUGCAACGACAUCCUGACACUCGGUAUCUGUGCGGACUUCAUCAAUUUGUCCUCAUGUGUGUUGCUUCUCUGCGGUAUUUACCGGGAUAAUAGCAGCAUUCUGCCUCUGCACAUCGUGGCGAAGCUUAUUGCUCUGAUUGUGGAAAUGAUUUGCCACCUGAUCCUGGCAUCCGUAGAGAUGUCCCACCCCCUUACGAUGGCCAGAUCCUUUUUCUCCAUUGGAACCACCUUCUUUGACGUACUGAUUGUGUUGAGCUACUACCAGCAAGUGGAUCAGGACUAGAGCAUGUCCUGGUUACCCAUUAAACAGCAACAGCGCCGGCCAGGCCUAAUCGCAGCGUGUAGCAUUUUGUGGUGCGAUUAAACGCAGAUUUAUGGGCCAAAACUGUUGCGCAAUCUCCUCCACGUGGCCCGGCAUAAAUCGUGUGCAAUUGUCACCAGAUUCGACCACUGACUGCCGUUUCAUUAUCGCCCCAGUAUAGGCAUGGCAUAGUCCGGCAUAGCCCGGCGAGUUACAUGCGUGCUAAUUGACUGCACCGCAGUCCCAGUCUCAAUAUGCACUGGGAUAUUCAGUGUCCAAGUGUCCAGAUGAUAACCGCCACGAUGAAAACGCAUGCUGGGCCCAAAUGAAAAUUAUGUUGCAAUGACUGA
Molecule: messenger RNA, 774 nt
Organism: Drosophila persimilis
Lineage: Eukaryota; Metazoa; Arthropoda; Insecta; Diptera; Drosophilidae
Gene: ms(2)35Ci
Exons: 3
Coding region: 44-406 (120 amino acids)
Source: RefSeq, a predicted model, not a curated record